Molecule: messenger RNA, 1002 nt
Organism: Eufriesea mexicana
Lineage: Eukaryota; Metazoa; Arthropoda; Insecta; Hymenoptera; Apidae
Product: oxidative stress-responsive serine-rich protein 1
Exons: 2
Coding region: 217-987 (256 amino acids)
Biological process (GO): cellular response to hydrogen peroxide
Source: RefSeq, a predicted model, not a curated record
GCCGAAAGCUCAUUUAAAGCGCCUGCUCCUCGCAACUGUCCCUUUCCAGUCCCUCGAACAUUCUGAAUCUUCGUGUGUCCGUUCGAUGUAUCGGAUCGCGGCGGUUUUGCGACUCAAUCCAUUUUCACGCGCGGUCAAGGUCUUCGGUUAACGUUACCUCAUUUUGCAAACUACGUGACGAUUUCUGUUUACGUCGGAUGUGUUUUUGAUGUGUUAAUGAUGCAAGCACUUGUGAAUACGCAUUUUAAUGAUCGUUAUUUCUUAUUUUCGAUGGUGCGAAAUAACAACAUUGAAUGUGAUCAUAUUACACCUACUGACAAAGCAAAGUCGCCAAAUCCAUUUAGAACAAGUAAAAGUGUCAGUUCUGACUGCAGUCAUUUAUUUCAAAAAAGAUUGAUGCCUAUAAGGCCAACAUUAACUACAAUCAGCCCCAGAGGCGUAAAAAGCACAACGAAUUUUAAACCAUCAAAAAAUGAAAGAGUACUUGAUAAAAAUAAAAAAAACUCAAUAAUCAAAGAGGCUGUUCUAAAAUUAAAUGAUACUGGCACUAAUUGUCUUAGUGAUAAUCUAGCAAGUACAUUGCUUAAAGAAACAUGUAAAUUUAGUAUUUGUGGUAAAAAUACAAAAAUUUUUGGCCAUGGUAUGGUCACAAAAGACUUUAAAGCACUGAAUAUUAGUCAAGAGUCUAGACAAGCUAAGGAUGAUACGAGCAUUCAAGAUAAUUAUCAGGCUAGUAGCUUUCAACGGGCACGCAGUAAUACGAUGCCAAGCUUAAAAAGAGGGCCUGGUCCAGGUGGAGGUAGUAAUAGUCAGUCAGAAACCACUGGUACAACUGGCCAACCUUCAAGUUCAAAUACAUGUUCAGUACAAGCACGAAUAUCUCCACCUUCAUGCGAUGUCACUAUUGACGAGCUUGCCAGCUACUUCGAGGAGUUUGUUCAUAUUCCAAAGAAGAUGUCACACAUGGCAGAAAUGAUGUAUAUUUAAUUAUAAUAUAUUAAA